This is a messenger RNA of Acaulospora colombiana, 1164 nucleotides long. The record is from the annotation of a GenBank genome assembly. Lineage: Eukaryota; Fungi; Glomeromycota; Glomeromycetes; Diversisporales; Acaulosporaceae.
AUGUUGAACAAAACAAUUCUGAAAUUCUCCAAACCCUCUAAACCAAUUCACGACGACAAGAUUUACACAAAGAAAUCAGGCGUUAAACGAUUUAUCAAGAAACUUUUAAAGAAGUCCUUUUGUUCGACUUCGAAGGAUGGUAAGAAAGAGAUCGCCAAGAAGGUGAUGAUCAUCAUUGAUCCAAAGGAUCUGGAUUCCAACAUUUCAUGCGAAAGAGAAUUAUCCGAAAAGGAAUCGAGUUGCCAACAGGCUUCAUUUCAGAAAGAAUCGAAUGAUCAAUUUUUAUCAGAGAAUACGCCGGAGAAAUCCUCCGAGAAAGAAUCAACCUAUCAAGUUUCAUUAGAGAAAGCACAACUUUUACUAGAAAAAUCAACCGAGAUAGAAUCCGAUUAUCAAGUAUCAAUGGAGAGAACGCAAUUUGUAUUUGAGAAAACGCAACUCACAUUUGAGAAAACACGCGAGAAUAAAGACACCGAGAAAAAACGUCAACGCCGCCAACAUAAACGCGGAACUCAUAAUAUUCAGCGGAAGCCUUCUUUUAGUCGUCGACGUGCUUCUGUAACCCGCCGCGACCCAUCCCACGCACGCCGCACAACAAUGACUCCACCGCCAAAGCACCCGGCAAGGUACCUUGCAAAACUUCCCGUGGCGAACGAACCCCUCAACCUUACCACAAACUCUACGGAGAAACGUUCGACCGGGGAGCGUCCCACCUCAUUCUCUUCACCGCUCAAGCUUCUCAAAUUCAAAGUCUACUUCAACUUCGAGAAUCCUGAUUACUGCAUUGAUGUCAGAGUACCGCACGGUGUCACUCUGAAUUCGUUUAAACAUUACGUGGCCCAAAAUUAUGGUCAUGAGUUGAAUGAGAAGUGUAAAGUGUUGUAUCACCCACAGAAAUUUGAUCCGAAAAGAGAUGUGGUAGACGUGUUAUCGGAAAAGAACUCCAAGAGUUCAAGCAAGAAGAAUAAUAAUAGCAUGGUGAGAACGGAUCUCCGAGGAAAUGAUGCUUUUCGCAACGGUAAAAUAAAGCGUGGCGGUAUCAGGUACAAAUAUUCAAAGAAGAAUAUACACUUUGUGGAAAGCGAGUUAGAGUGGCAAGUGUUAUCGAGCGCUUUCGGUAGUGACGAAGAUGUUUGCGUUACCAUAUAUUAUGGGGAUAUGUAG